Messenger RNA from Mugil cephalus (flathead mullet), 5569 nucleotides. It is a transcript of the gene tut4, whose product is annotated as terminal uridylyl transferase 4. Bases 445 to 5151 code for a protein of 1568 amino acids. NCBI's taxonomy places the organism in Eukaryota, Metazoa, Chordata, Actinopteri, Mugiliformes, Mugilidae. Gene Ontology annotation, molecular function: RNA uridylyltransferase activity; nucleic acid binding; zinc ion binding. The record is from RefSeq and is a predicted model, not a curated record. The transcript is spliced from 30 exons.
CACAAUGCAGCGGGGUAAUGUAUUAACAUGGCGUCAGUGGCUGCUGUUUUGACCAGGGCCGUGGGCUUUGAAAAACAAUAUGUAGACCACGACCAUGGAGACAUCUGAACCAUAAUCCGAAACCAACUCCAGAGCUCGAAAGUAAGUUAGCUGGUGCUGUUGCGUUUAGCGCCAGUCGAAGCGGGCCCUGGGUGUUUUUAUUGACUUGCCGCUGUGUGCCAACUGGGUACCAGGAUUAUUUAUUUCCCGUGGCUAGCGGAGCCGGACGUAGUUAGCUCACAGCGUACUCGGCUAAACAAAGUGAGUCUCCAGGAAGUCCGGGCCAGUCCUCUCCACACCACAGGGAACACGUUUGGGUUUUAAUGACUUUAGGUGGCCUGCCUCCCCGUUCAUCUGAAGUGUGGUGUUGACUCCACCAGGAACAAGAGCAGCAGGGCAGGAGGGAUGGAUGAGUCCAGAAGUCCAGUGAAAUCAGUCAGACAGUCUCAGCCGAGAGGAACCAAGACCUCAUCCAGUGAGAAGUCAAAUAAAGAGGCUUGUGUGCAAAAAGAGGGCAACAAGUCUGCGCCCCGCGGCAGAGAAAACCUCGCCGCUGCAAAGGAUGAGCACUAUAUAGGCAGCCAGGUGAGCCGCGGGCCAGGCAAGACUCUUGCAGACUUCCCCCAGGACAGGAGGCGAGGACGGCCGUCCAGGCUGACUAGACUCACUGGGAGAACGAGCUCCGGGGAAAGAGGCAAAGGAAGACUGGCAAGCACGCAGCAGCAGCAGCAGCAGCAGCAGCAGCAGCAGCAGCUGGUGGCACAAACCCCUGACUCCAGGGCAUCUCUUUCUGCAGACAGCAGCCCGUUAACAAACAGAGAGACCAGCUCUCCUGUGGUACCUGCGACGCCUGCGAAAGGCCUCACGGAGCAGGCCAGGAGCUCCGCUGGAGCCCAAGCAAAGGAAAAGUCACACGGGGGGAGAAGUGCAGCACCCAUGCAUCAGUCAGCUGCAGACGGCACAGAGGUGAGGUCCGCUGUGGACGACGGGCCUCUCACAGAGCAGCAGCUGGGCCUCCGACAGGCAGAGGAGCGCCUCUACAGGGACUACAUCCACCGGCUGUUGAAACAGUCCCCCGAGUAUCCCAACUAUCAAUACUUAUGCAAGCUCUGUUCCGUGCACAUUGAGAACAUCCAAGGAGCCCACAAACACAUCAAGGAGAAGAGACACAAGAAGAACAUCAUGGAGAAACAGGAGGAGAACGAGCUGCGCGCCCUACCGCCUCCCUCCCCGGCCCAGAUUAGGGCCGUGGAUGCGUCCGUCUUAGAAACCGCCCGGCAGCACGGGAUCUCGGAGGAGGACUUCGAGGUCCGGAAGGCGGUGGUCGUCCGGAUGGAGGGGAUCGUAAAGAGGCACCUCUCAGCUUGUUCUCUGCGUCUCUACGGUUCGUGUCUUACCCGCUUUGCCUUCAAGACAAGUGAUAUCAACAUUGACGUCACCCACCCUUCCUCAAUGACACAACCUGAAGUCUUGAUUCAAGUGCUGGAAAUCCUCAAAAACAGCCCUGAAUUUUCUGAGGUUGAGUCAGAUUUUCAUGCCAAAGUUCCUGCUGUGUUCUGUCGGGAUGUCAGCAGCGGCCUGAUGUGUAAAGUGAGCGCAGGCAAUGACCUUGCUUGUCUCACCACCAACCACCUGGCGACCCUGGCUAAACUGGAGCCCAGGCUGGUUCCCCUGGUGCUGGCCUUCCGUUACUGGGCAAGGUUGUGUCACAUCGACUGCCAGGCGGAAGGUGGAAUCCCGUCGUACUCCUUCGCCCUCAUGGUCAUCUUCUUCCUGCAGCAGAGGAAAGAGCCCAUCCUGCCCGUCUACCUGGGCCGCUGGGUCCAGGGCUUUGACGUGAAGCGCGUGGACGAGUAUCAUCUAACUGGAAUUGCGUUGGACAUGUUUGUCAAGUGGGAGCGCAGACCUCCGAGCUCCACAGAGGGACGGGGCGAGAACCGGAACGAGGCCCGAGGAGAAGGCCGACAGAAGCCGGAGCAGAACAAGGGGUCAGAGGAUUCGCACCAUUACUCAGAGGGCCUGACCCGUCUGACCUUGGACCUCGGUAAGAAUGUGUCCCUGGGCCAGUUAUGGCUGGAGCUCUUACGUUUCUACACACUGGAAUUUGCUCUUGAAGAAUACAUCAUCAGCAUCCGCUUAAAGGAGCUCCUCUCUAGGGAGGUGAAGAACUGGCCUCGUCGCAGGCUCGCUAUUGAAGAUCCUUUUGCCUUGAAGAGGAACGUUGCACGAAGCUUGAACAGCCAAAUGGUGUUUGAGUACAUCCAGGAGCGCUUCCGCACGGCGUACAAAUACUUCGCUUGUCCUCAGAAAAGGGGCAACGGAGGACGCCAGAAAAAGAAGAAGGGACAGGGUGCAAAACUGGAAGGCGGCGAGACGACGGAGGCGCCGCUUGCGAGGAAGGAAGACGACGACGACGACGGGAAAGGCGAAAAAAGCCACGACGCUCCGAGGGGCCAGCAGGGCUCCAAGGAGGACGAGGAGGCGGCAAGCGACGAUGAAGAUGGUUCAGAUCCGUCCAGGAAGAGGGAUGACAAGACUUUAGACGCCAGCCUCAUGGACAUGGUUCUCGCUGAGGGGAACAAAACCUCCUUCUCCCCCAAUGGGCUGCUGGACAGUGACAGAGAAGGGGAGGAGGAGGAGGAGGAGGAAGAAGACGAGGAGGAAGAAGAAGAAGAGGAGGACGAGGAGGAGGAGGAAGAGGAAGAAGAGAACAGUGUUUCAGAGAAGGAAGGGGCGCCCACAUCAGAUGACCUGCACUAUGUUUUUGAUAAGAUGAUUUUCACUGGAGGGAAGCCUCCGACCGUCGUGUGCAGCAUCUGCAAACGGGACGGUCACCUGAAGGACGACUGUCCCGAAGACUUCAAGAAGAUUGAGCUGAAGCCUCUGCCCCCCAUGAACGACCGCUUCAGGGACAUCCUGGACGGACUCUGCAAACUGUGCUACUAUGAAUUGUCACCGUCGCACCUUGAGCAGCAGAAGAGGGAGCAGAUCCUGGCCGGUCUGGAGAGGUUUAUAAGGAAGGAGUACAACGAUAAAGCCCAGCUCUGCCUGUUUGGUUCCUCCAAAAACGGGUUUGGAUUCCGCGACAGCGACCUUGACAUCUGCAUGACUCUGGAGGGUCACGAGACUGCAGAGAAUCUGAACUGCAAAGAGAUCAUCGAAGGCCUUGCUAAAGUGCUGAAGAAGCACACAGGUUUGAGGAACAUCCUGCCUAUCACCACAGCUAAAGUGCCUAUAGUGAAGUUUGAACACAGACAGAGCGGCUUGGAGGGGGACAUCAGCCUUUAUAACACCCUGGCGCAGCACAACACCAGAAUGCUGGCGACGUACGCAGCUCUGGACCCACGUGUGCAGUUCCUGGGCUACACCAUGAAGGUCUUUGCCAAGCGCUGUGACAUCGGAGAUGCGUCCAGAGGGAGCCUCUCCUCCUACGCCUACAUCCUGAUGGUGCUUUACUUCCUGCAGCAGAGGCAGCCGCCGGUUAUUCCCGUUCUGCAGGAGAUUUUUGACGGGAAGAACGUUCCCCAGAGGAUGGUGGACGGCUGGAAUGCUUUCUUCUUUGAUGACCUCAAGGUUCUGCCUCAGCGUCUCUCAGAUCAGCAGCCGAACACGGAGUCGGUGGGAGAGCUGUGGUUGGGGCUCCUGCGCUUCUACACGGAGGAGUUUGACUUCAAGGAGCACGUCAUCAGCAUCCGCCAGAGGAAACGCCUCACCACCUUCGAAAAGCAGUGGACCAGCAAAUGCAUCGCUAUUGAAGACCCGUUCGAUUUGAAUCAUAACCUCGGAGCUGGAGUUUCUCGCAAAAUGACGAACUUCAUCAUGAAGGCCUUUAUAAAUGGGAGGAAGCUCUUCGGGACGCCCUUCUAUCCCGUCCCCGGUACCGAAGUGGAUUACUUCUUUGACUCUAAGGUGCUGACGGACGGAGAGCUGGCGCCCAACGACAGGUGCUGCAGGAUCUGUGGGAAGAUCGGACAUUACAUGAAGGACUGUCCAAAGAGGCGCAGGAUGAAGAAGAAGGAAAACGACAAAGAUGAAGACGUGAAAGAGGAGGAGCGCGAGCCGAAGGACCGACGCUGCUUCCAGUGCGGAGACAUGGGUCACGUCCGGAGAGACUGUCCCGAGUACCGUCACCUGAAGAGGACCACCGGAGCUCCAGCUCCACACAUGGUACGAACUAUAGUGAGCUCCCAGUCCAUCCCUAUUCCUCAGGCAGCAGCAGACUGUCCUGGACGGACCAGACAACCCUCCGAAUGUUCCGACAGUCGUCAGACUCCACCCUACUCCCCCCAGCCCGUCACCAUCGCCCAGAACUCCUCCCAGUCCUCCAGCUCCCCUCAGCCCUCCCACAGCAAGACCAGUUCUGCAGGUCCCCAGAAGCAGCCUCCUCACCCCCAGGUGCCCCUGCCUCUCUUCAGCUUCCCCACCUCCCACCCGGGCCAGUAUCACCCGGGGGCGCUGACGGCGCUGGGCCUCCUCCCCCCCCACCAGCACCAGCACCAGCCGCACCAGUCCCAGGGCCAGCCCCCUCACCCGGUCCACAUCCCCUCCACCUCCUGGCCCAUCCACGGACCGGUCCUCACCACGUCCUCCGGCACCGCCCCCUCCCCGCCGGGCCUCAAGUUCGCCCUGCGCUCGGCGUCGGGGAACGGGAGUCCCACGGGCUCCGGGGGCAACCCCAGCCCCAUGAACCUCAACGACCCCAGCAUCAUCUUCGCCCAGCCGGCGGGGAGGCAGAUGGGCGUGGGCGUGGGCGUGGGCGUGGGCGUGGGGGGGCCGGGACGGGAAGGACACUGGCACAACCACAUGGCACAACCGGGGUCUCUCAUGGGCAACGGCACUGUAGUGAAGUCAGAGUCGGGUCACUCUGCUCAGUUCGUAGGCGUGAGCCAAGGCUCUCGGUUAUGGGAGCACAACAAAACUCCCCAGUACACCCUGUCUCCGUCGUGGCCCUACAGGAUGCCCCAGAACUACAUCCAGCAGGGCAACGGGGGCUACCAGCCCGGAAAACCCUUCGUGGCCCAAGGUUCUGUGGUUCACCCGAACCCGAACUUCCCCCUGGUUCCUCACGUCCGGCAUCAAGUCAACCUGAACUUCAUCCAACAGAAGAAGUAAAACUCUCUUUUUAAAAGUAGGUUAAUGGUCAGUAACAUAGCAAAAUCCAAAUUAUGUACUAUUUACUAUCAUUCGAUCACAGGAAGUUUUUUGUUUUUUUUUUAAAAAAAGAAAAAAGAAAAAUGAAUUUUAUCAUUUUUGUACAGUUUUUAUGUUUUAUUUUCUUGUCUCAUUACAUUGAUUUGUGAUACAAAUGUCAAAUAUUUUAAUACCCCCAUUUUUGAGGGGGUCCAAAAAAGUGUUUUUAUUUUAUGUGUAAAGUAAGGAGGACAAAUGUAAACCUUUAUUUUUCUUAGCUGUAUUCAUACUUUGCUUGCCGCGAGACGAAGGCUUUGAAUAGAUGUUUGUUUUAAAAACGAUCUAACAUGUCACCCUAAGUACAGUAUGUAGUGCCAAACGCAGGGAUAGCAAGACAAAA